Molecule: messenger RNA, 1633 nt
Organism: Rhinolophus ferrumequinum (greater horseshoe bat)
Lineage: Eukaryota; Metazoa; Chordata; Mammalia; Chiroptera; Rhinolophidae
Gene: PEX11G
Product: peroxisomal biogenesis factor 11 gamma
Exons: 5
Coding region: 51-776 (241 amino acids)
Biological process (GO): peroxisome fission
Cellular component (GO): peroxisomal membrane
Source: RefSeq, a predicted model, not a curated record
GCGCCCGGCCCCUCCCUGGCGCUGCGCGGUGACGUCACGGAGGAGUUGCCAUGGCGGCGCUCAGCGGCCUGGCGUCGGCGCUGGAGUCUUACAGGGGCCGGGACCGCCUGAUCCGAACAGUGGGGUACUGCUGCCAGCUAGUUGGAGGGGUCCUGGUCGAACAAUGUCCGGCCAGGUCAGAAGUGGGGACGCGCCUGUUGGCAUUGUCCUCCCAGCUCAGCCACUGCAGGACCAUCCUUCGACUCUUCGAUGACUUGGCUAUGUUUAUGUACACUAAGCAGUACGGCCUGGGGGCAGAGGAAGACGAUGUCUUUGUCCGCUGUGUAUCUGUCCUGAGCAACUUGGCUGACCAGCUGUACUACCCCUGUGAGCACAUUGCCUGGGCUGCUGACGCCAAGAUCCUCCACGUGGACUCUGCUUGGUGGUGGUCGCUGAGCACGGCCCUCUGGGGCCUGUCCCUGCUCCUGGGGAUUGCCAGGUCCCUGUGGAUGGUCCUGAAGCUGAGAAAGAAGCUGAGGAGCCCCACGGCGGCCUUCACCAGCCAGCUGCCUCAGAGCAAGUGGAGGGCCAUGGAGGCCCAGAUCCAGUCAGAGGUGCUGACUGUCCUGAGUAACCUGGCUGACCUGGCGAACGCUGUGCACUGGCUGCCCCCGGGUGUCCUGUGGGCCGGCCGCUUUCCCCCGUGGCUGGUGGGCCUCCUGGGCACCGUCUCUUCCCUCCUCAGCGUGUACCAGGCCGUCCGGGCUGGCGGCCGGGCCGAUGCCACCACGCCCUGACAUAGCCUGAGGGUGUGUGCAUACCGCUGGGACCCCGAUGGAGGGACCCUUCCCACAGACCAGAAAUCACCCAGGCAGGGGGCUGGGUCUCUCACUGAGCAAAUCAAGGCCAGGGGUGGGGAGAUGCAACCCAGAGAACUCAUGGAGCAGCCUGGGGCGCGAGCCCAUGGUAGAGCGGGGGUGAGGUCCCCUAGGGGCCUUUCCACCCAGGUCCCAGGAUGUGCAUGCAGAGGCCUGCCUCAGUGGAGUCCUGCUUUGUCCCGUCGUAUCCUGUAUUCACAUAAAUCCAGGGGAGCCACAGUUGUUUGUGCCAAGCGGGCCUUAAGAAAGCUGACAAUAAAUUAAAUACAUGGUGCUGGUGCCAGGCCCAGGUGUGGGUCCUUUUUCCUAAAGUCACCGGCUUGCCCCUCCCAUCCCCUGGCCCACUCCCACACCCUCUCUCCAGGCCGGGGUUCCUGUAUCUUAUUUUAUGGAGGGCGUGCAGGUGCCACCUCUGGAUGUGGCAGCCCGUGUGCCUGGGAUGUUUCUUGUGGGAUGGAGCCACAGUGGGAAAGCACCCCCCCCCAGCCCACCUUCUGGAACCUGCUUGGCCGGUGGGUUCUCUCUGGCUGCUGGCACAGCCCGCUGCCCCAGAGCGGCCUUCAGCCAUGGAGGGCAGUUCUUUAUCCCAAAGUCACGGGCACCUGGCCACCAAUGCCUUCCACCAAGCCACGCCGUGUCUUCUCCUGGAAACCACGGGUGCUUGUUGUGGCCAAAACAGCGGACGCUCAGCCAUAGCUUAGGCCAGGGCCGGUGUAAGCAUUUCCUGGGCUGAGCCAGGGCCGGGCUGCGUUUUCAGAAUUGACAGAGGCUGUGUG